ACUGUAGUGCUUGCUCCACUGCUGAGCUAACUCUCCUCCUGUCACUCACACCAUCUAGUCAAGACAACCCUUUUGUCAACAUACAGAUUGGCAGAGACACAUUUCUUACAGAAAGACAAUGGAGAGUCAAAGCUUCACGCUCGAUAAUGAAGAUUGGGGUGAUGUAUUUGCGAAUUAUUCUGAAACAUACAGUUUUGAUCAGGGUGCGGUGCCCUGUGCACAUUCAGUUAACACAGAAUCGGUCAAUACUGCGAUGGCUGUUAUCUACAGCCUGGUCUGCUUGCUCGCUAUGGCAGGUAACGUGCUUGUGAUGAUUGUCAUACUUCACAACAGGCGCACAAUGUCCUCCACGGACAUCUAUCUGCUUCACCUGGCAAUAGCAGACGUCCUCUUCGCCAUCACCUUGCCCUUUUCAGCAGCAGAUGUCAUAAAUGGGUGGCUAUUUGGUGACGCCAUGUGCAAGAUUGUCAGUGUGUUGAAGGAAGUUAACUUUUACAGUGGUAUUCUGUUGCUGGCUUGUAUUAGCAUCGACCGCUUCCUGGCCAUUGUCUACUCUGCACGAACAAACAAGCUGAAGAAUCAAUUUCUGACCAAUGUUGUCUGUGGUGGUGUUUGGCUGUUUGCUAUUCUUCUGUCUUUACCGAUUCUCGUUAAGGGUGUAUUCCGCCCCCCCGAUUCCGAAAGAAUUCUCUGUUAUGAAGUGCUUGAUGGUAAAUCAUCAGCGAAGUGGCGAGUAGCCACCAGGUUUCUUCGGCACAUAGCCGGGUUCCUCAUCCCACUGUCCAUCAUGCUCUUCUGCUACAGUGUGACCAUCAACAGAGUGUUGAAAACAAAAGGAUUUCAGAAACAGAAGGCCAUGAAGGUUAUCAUUGCGGUGGUUCUGGCCUUUCUCAUCUGUUGGCUGCCGUAUAACAUCACCGUUUUCAUCGAUACAUUAAUAAGAAGCAAAAUAAUCAAUGAGACAUGUGAGAUGCGCAAUCCUCUUGACAAAGCUUUAUUUGCGACUGAAAGUCUGGGAUUCCUGCACAGCUGUAUUAAUCCCAUUUUAUAUGCUUUCAUUGGGGUGAAAUUCAGGAGAAACCUGAUCAAAAUCUUGGUCACUAAAGGAAUUAUUAAGCAAGGUCCAAUAGUAAAAUAUGGGAGAUCUGUCUCAACCACCUCUGAAAGUGGACUCACUUCAACUACAAUCUAGACAGCUUGUGAUGGAGCCAUCGGACCCUUGGUAAUUACUGAUGUAAGAUAUUGGAAAAUGGAUUGAAUAUACAUUUCCAAAUGUGAAGUGAAGAAACAGGUAUUGUGUGCAGGGUUGGACUUUUAGGGUAAAUAGGCAGUCUGUCGGUCGUGGCUUGAUACUCAACGAAUGCUAAGCUCGAGCUGCUGCAGAUGUAGCUUGUGGACUCAAUUAUCUAUUGGACUGACUCCUAACACUGUUAACAAAACAUUUUGCUUUGCUGCUUCAGAACAACGACCAUAAAUGAUGUAUGGGAUCCAUUCAUAGCAUUCUCAGAAUCAAGCUGUUUGCAAUGUAAAGUUAAGGAUUUUGUACAGAGCUGCAUUCGCUCUCCAUCACAUUCCUUCCUGCUCUGUCCUGAACCUGCACUAAGAGUGCUUGCGGUGAAUAUCAUUGGAUAAGUUAGUUCGGCGAUUGAUACAAGAGAUGAAAAAUGGUUGGACUUUCUUGGAAUGAAAUAAACAGCAGCGAUGUGCAGGUUUACAUGAAGGUUUAUACUAUUGAACAUUUCUUUCAUUCACAUUAUUGUUACUAAUCUCCAAGUAUUAACCAAAGCUGUAACUUAACCCUCUUUGAAAAUUGCCCUCAUCAACUCUCCUAAUGAUUCUUUGGGAAUUACAAGGCAAAUAAAAAUGCAAGUUAUUGUUUUAAUGUUUACUUUUUGCUGUUGAUCAAAAUAAAACCCUCAUAACUUG
This is a messenger RNA of Callorhinchus milii (elephant shark), 1926 nucleotides long. RefSeq names its product C-X-C chemokine receptor type 2-like. The record is from RefSeq and is a predicted model, not a curated record. Gene Ontology annotation, biological process: immune response; neutrophil chemotaxis; G protein-coupled receptor signaling pathway. Gene Ontology annotation, cellular component: membrane. Gene Ontology annotation, molecular function: C-X-C chemokine receptor activity. The coding region runs from base 119 to 1192 and encodes 357 amino acids. The transcript has 2 exons. Lineage: Eukaryota; Metazoa; Chordata; Chondrichthyes; Chimaeriformes; Callorhinchidae.